AUGUUUCAAGAAGAUGGAUCUUCCUCUGUAACUUCAUCAUCCCUGCAAAUGUUUCCCAUGAUGUCCGUUUCACCAGGAAUGAUGUCACCAUAUCCAUGGCUAAAGGAGCUAAAACCGGAAGAGAGAGGAUUAUAUUUAAUCCAUUUGUUAGUCACUUGUGCAAAUCAUGUGGCUACAGGCAGUUUUGAAAAUGCAAACAUAGCCCUCGAUCAAAUUUCCCACCUUGCAUCGCCCGAUGGCGAUACGAUGCAGCGAAUUGCUUCAUAUUUCUCCGAGGCUCUAGCAGAUAGGAUCCUUAGAAACUGGCCUGGUGUUUAUAAGGCCUUUCAUUCGACCAGAAUCUCAAUUUAUGCAGAACAGAUUCUUGUGAGGAAAAUGUUUUCUGAGUUCUUGCCAUUUAUGAAGGUGGCUUUUGUGAUCACUAACCAAGCCAUUGUGGAAGCCAUGGAAGGCGAAAAAAUGGUUCAUGUUAUCGAUUUGAAUGCAGCCGAACCUGCUCAAUGGUGUGCACUCAUUCAAGAUUUGAGUGCGCGGCCUGAAGGACCGCCCCAUUUGAGAAUAACAGGGAUUCAUCAAAAAAAGGAGGUGUUGGAACAAAUGGCGCGUGUAUUGACUGAAGAAGCUCAGAAAUUGGAUAUCCCGUUUCAGUUCAACCCCUUAGUUAGUAAACUGGAACAUCUUGAUUUUGAAAAACUGCGCAUCAAAACUGGAGAGGCUCUGGCAGUUAGUUCGAUUAUGCAGUUGCAUUCACUUUUGGCAUCGGAUUCUGAACUUAGGAACAAGUCUCUACUGAUGUCAAUGAAUGCAGCCGAUAUUCACUUGAAAAGGGUCAAUCAAAUGAACCAAAGUAGUUUACGUGAAUUGCUUGAGAAAGAUAUGGUUAAUAGUCGUAGUCCAAGUAAUGACUCGGCUUCUUCCUCACCAUUAUAUUCAACACCCUCGUCUAAUAUGGAUGGCUUUCUUAAUGCUUUAUGUGGUUUGUCGCCAAAGGUCAUGGUGGUUACAGAACAAGAUUCCGACCACAAUGGGUCGAGCCUAAUGGAGAGGAUAUCGGAAUCAUUGUACUUCUAUGCUGCAUUGUUUGACAGUUUGGAGUCUACUUUGCCUAGAACAUCUUUGGAGAGAUUGAGGAUGGAGAAGAUGUUAGGUGAGGAGAUUAAGAAUAUUAUUGCAUGUGAACGCAUGGAGAGGAAGGAAAGGCACGAAAAGCUUGAAAAAUGGGCACAAAGAUUUGAUAUCGCCGGUUUUACGAGUGUCCCUUUGAGCUAUUAUGCUAUGUUGCAAGCAAAGAAAUUGUUGCAAGGUUACAAUUGUGAUGGCUAUAAGAUCAAGGAAGAUAAUGGUUGUGUCAUAAUUUGUUGGCAAGAUCGACCCCUUUUUGCGGUAUCAACUUGGAGAUUUAGGAGGUGA
Molecule: messenger RNA, 1410 nt
Organism: Fraxinus pennsylvanica
Lineage: Eukaryota; Viridiplantae; Streptophyta; Magnoliopsida; Lamiales; Oleaceae
Source: the annotation of a GenBank genome assembly